CAACACUACCACCCCCACAUCAAUGCUGGGGUAGCCAGCAGAGCUGCGCACGCGCAGUUCCGUCAGGCGCUUUUCUCCCUCUCUCACACACGCGCACUCUCCCCGUCUUCUCGCACGCACUUGCGCAGAGCCGGCAGCCUUUUCACCCCCUCCUCCACACGAGCGCUGGCGGUAUCCGUCGGAGCUGCGCACGCGCAGUGCCCUCUGGUACUUCUCCCCCCUCGUCACCGCACACACUUGAAGCACGCACCUGCGCAGAGCCGGCAGCUUUUUCUCCCCACACCCCCCCCCCCCCGCCCGCCUCUCCUCCGCAAUCCGAGGAUCUGAACAUGCGCGGUGACGACGGUCCGGCCUCCCCUUCCCCCCCUCCCCCUCUAUGGCGGAUGUGUUGGAGUGAAGACGAGGUAACCAGUACAGAGAAGAUUCAAGAGAUUGCGAGGGAUUUGGACAAUUAAGUGGAUCAGCUAACGGAUAGUGAAUGGAUUUUAGCUGGUUACUUCUGAGAUGGCAGAAGAUGUCAGUGAGGAUGAGAUUGGCAUUGAGAGAAAUACUACAUUAUUGGGACCAAAUGCUGAUAUAACUGAGGAUUCUGAAGCAGAACAUCAAGUUUUCCAGCAAUUAGCCUGGAUAGAUGAUGGAGAAUCUGCGUUUGGAAGGAAUGAUCCAAUCACUGUCAUUCCUAUCACAGUUCACAUUACCGAUGAUUCUACUACUACCCAGAAUCCGACAGUACAGGUGUCUCAGCAAGCACCGACUCUGUCUUCUGCGCCUUUCCAGCUGAUGGAUCAGAAUGGACAGCCGAUCCAGUAUGAACUUCAAUCACUGGGGGAUACAAAUGCACGUAUGAUGAUUGUUACCAGUCAGUCAGAGAAUGGCCAGGUGCUGCAUGUGAUUCCUUCCAACCCACCUGGCGUUACGCAGGUGCUGAUACCACAGGGACAGAUUCUGGAUGUUACAGAUUCACAUGAUGCAGCUGAUGAUAAACCGAUAAGUGAUGAACUUCAGACAGUGACUGUAGCGGCAAUAGCAGACAACAGUGGCUAUGUUUUGCACCCCACCUCUUCGUUAACUUUGCCCAAAAAGACCUCACUCAGAAUGGUUGAAGAUCAUUUUCCUGUCCCACUACAACCACUGCCACACAACACCCCUGCCUGGGCUCGACGACUCCGAAGCUGUGAGAAAAUUGGAGACUCCUAUCGUGGGUAUUGUGAGAGUGAAACUGAAUUGGAAAAUGUAUUAACAGUUCACAAGCAGCAAACACAAAGUGUCUGGGGAACACGACAGUCUCCAAGCCCUGCUAAACCUGCCACUCGGCUGAUGUGGAAGUCUCAAUAUGUACCAUAUGAUGGAAUUCCAUUUGUUAAUGCAGGAAGUAGGGCUAUUGUCAUGGAGUGCCAAUUUGGACCAAGGCGCAAAGGGGUUCAACCUAAGAAAAUAGAACAAGAAAGCAUCUCAAAUCAGUAUUAUAAGGCAACUUGUGCUGCACGAAUCUACAUUAAAAAAGUGCGGAAGUUUCCAGAAUACAGGGUUCCCACAGAUCCUAAGAUCGAUAAGAAGAUUAUUCGACAAGAACAGGAAAAGGCCUUCAACAUGUUGAAGAAAAAUGGAUUUGAUGUAGGAGGAGUUGUCAGGUGGUAUGUGCAGUUACCCACACCACAGGCUCAUCAGUACCAUGAUCAAGACGGUUCCUAUUUACCAUCGCCUCCACCACCACCUCCGCCAUCAUUUGUUUCUGUUGAAGAGGACGAUGUUGGAAUGAUGGAUGAAAAUGGGAUAUUGCCUUCUCGUCUGCACCCACGUGUCACUGAGAAGAUUAGAGAACUGGUUGCUCAGGGAAUCGACCAGGUGUACAUGGUCCGGAAGCAGUUAAGAAAGUUUGUGGAAAGGGAAUUAUUUAAACCUGAUGAUGUUCCUGAAAGACACAAUCUCUCCUUCUUUCCAACUGUCAAUGAUAUCAAAAACCACAUCCACGAAGCACAAUUAGCACUACAGAGAGGCGAGCUGGAAUACAUAUCUGGCUCAAUGACUGCAGCGCUGCAAUGGACAGCUUCCAAUGGGGGUCUUCAGACGGAGACAGUCACAGUCACACUUGCAUCCUCACAAGGAGAUGAUAAUACUACAGCUGAUUCAAUCAUCACAAAGGUGGACGCAACCCAGAUGGUGAAUACACUAUCUCCAGAGACAACCCAACUUUCAUCUUCACUUUCUUCAUUGCAACCAAAGCUUUUUGCACAAUUACAGGGAUUACAGUUACAGCCAGCCUUUGCUUCUUCUGAUGCAGCCCAAGCAGUUGUUACGUUGAAUUCCCAUCAACCAGGCAUCAGCAGUCCUUCUGCAGUGCCAGAAACAAGCAGUCCUACUGCACAGCAGCAGCAGCUUUUCAAUCAAGCACACUUCCUGCAACUCAGCAGCUCACUGUCGGAAUGUGACUCUGCAGCUUCCACCUUGGUUGGUGUGUCAGUAUCUGAACAGAAUAUGGUCAGUAUGGGACAGCUGGUAACAGUAGGAACAUCUGUUGGUGGAGACACAGGCCUUGAUGGAGGAGUUCAUCAGAUAUUGCUUGGAUCAGGACAAACCAUCCCUGUACAGAUCAUGGAAGCUUCAUCACCUUCCACAGUUGUCCAGGAGAGUUGUAUCAGCCAAAUCAAAGAGGAAUCUGAAGAUGGAAGUCUAGCUGCAGCUAGGACCUGCAUGUCUGAGAUAGCUGGACCAGGAGAUUGAAGAUCUUCAUCCACUUCAUGUAUGCAACCGAAAGAAACUGGUGGUUCCCAGUGAUUAAGCAUCCUGGUGUGGGGAGAUUCCUGAGCUAUCAUGGAACAUAUGGGAGGUCCUAGUAGCAGACAACGACCAGGUUGAAGUUUGCACUCCCAUAAUGGAAAUACGUUUGUCCAUUUGUAAAGGAGAGAACUUUUUUAUUUUUGCCAGAUGCAUGAACCUUCUGCUCAGCCUGCUUUGUAAGAAUGAACAUUGAGGGCAUUUGAACGUAUUAACAAUUAACUGCCCAGAGCUGCUUAAUGAAAUAUUCUCAGUUUUGACGGUCUACCUUGUAUGUAUCCUUGAAAAACACAUUGCCAGCUGGUAUUGGAGCCACGCCAGCAACAUCAGGAUCAUCAUAAGUAUACAUUUUACUACAAGGCUGCUGCCCCUUCGUAUUAUCUAUACAUUUUUCUGGUGCUGGUACCAGAUCUGAUGAAAAUACAUGAAUUAAAAGCAUGCUGGAUCUGAUCAGACUAAAUAUUUAUUCACAAACAUAUGGAAACACAGUGGAAACAUGUGGACUGAUUUGUACUGGCUUUGGUGCCAGAAAUGAAGCCAGGUUUGAGGUCUCGUGUUAGCUUCAAAACUGCAGAGAAGAAGCCACUCAGGAUUUUCCAGACAUAUAGCAUGCAGACCUUGAAAAUGCAAUUCGGUUUGAAUUUUCUGAGCCUAUAGCCUUUGGAAAUUCAGUACCACAAAGUAUUCUUCUGAAACCUGACGUAUAAGUGGACAUUUGUCACUGAUGUUUUUGCUGGGUUCCGAGCAGCAGCACUACUAUGUAUUGGAAUGUUUGCUCAUUACUUAAAGUAGCAAGAAUCCAGAGUUGCAAAAUUCCAAUUAAAAAUGAUAUUUGUUUCUUUUAAUUCUUAUUCAAAAGGAUUUACAUUGUAUUUGAAGAUUAACUCUCACUCUUGGACUGCUGGGAGAGGAAAGACAGUUUUGGGAGAAUUGUACUGCUCUUACCAAGUAAGCCAGUGGAAUUGAGAUUUGUGAUUUUUUUUUUAAUGGACACUGAGAUAUGGAGUUUAUCUGUAACCAGACCUUAUGAUUGUGAGGGCAUUAUUCCAUGUCUUAUACACAAGCCUUUAAUUAGCGAUGAACAAUGCAAGUGCAACCAUGGCAGAACUAUCAUUAAACGUCUUCAAUAUUUAUGGGGGUGUGGGUCUCUUUAAUGGUAAUGGGGAGGGAAUUAGUAUUCCAAUACUAUUCACAUUUUGACUUUGAAACUUUUACCUUUAUCUGAUUAACUACGAAAUUAAACAGAUAUCUGAAUGUAAAGAUACAUUGUGUAUUUUAUCUUUAAAUAUGAUUGCCUGUGGCAUCUUAAAUUUAGUUUAAAACAAGAAGCUUUCCUUUUCUUUGGGAAGCUUUAAAGACCUCCAGAACCCAUGUAGUUUAGAAAAAUCUUAAAGGAAAUGCACCUCAUGAGGAAUUGUUAAACCAGCAGAGCAUCUUUAGUACUGAAAUUGUUUACUUCAGUAAUGUGAAACAAAUGAGUGAACUUAUUUCAACAAUAAGUUUAAACUCCUUGGUUAUUCUGUCUGUUCUGAAAGCAAGCUAACAGAACUGCCAGUACGUUUGACCCCGAUUCUAUAUCCAGUGCAUAUGUUGUGCUUUUCUGAUUACACAGAUCUACCUGACAUGAGCCUUUAAACAGAGUACAUUUGCUUCAGUGAAGUUUCAUUACAGACGAUGUCUAAUACAUCAGUGUUUGCAAAAGAUUGCAUUGUUUUAUGCAAGUUACCAACAAAAGUGAAAUCAUUCAAAUAAAGCCACUUUUAAUCGUAAGUUGCCUCUGGUUCAAUAUUUUCAUUCAGAGACAUUGAAAAAAAGUUGCUGUGCUUUGAGUACAUUUGAUACGAUUGUUCUUUAUCUUAACAUCGUGAUCGUAUUUUCAACAAUUAAGAACUUUGUCAGCUUAGUUUUUCUGAUUUGAAAACAACACGCCGGGUCCAAAUCUACCUUCAGUGAUAUGCUUGUGGACAUGUGGCAGUUGGUUUUGUUUCAGCUGGGAAUUUAAGAUAAGGCAAUUGAUUAUUAUCAGCCAUUAAGGUUUUAUUGGUAUAUGCAAGGGCACUGAUAGAAACACGAAAUAAAUUGUCUAAGCAUGCCUCAGUCACAAAUCUUAUUUUGGUACCGCAAAUACAUUUGACAUGAAUUGUUGUUCAUGUUCAUUAAUGAAAGUAUGUGUUCAGAACAGCGGUUUAUCAGAAUUGUCAUGAGCAACUAAUUUCUCCUUAAGAUAGCAAAAUCUUUCGAAAAUUCUUAACACUGUCAAAGGUGACGUCAUAGUAUUCUUAACUAAGAAUGAUGAGUGAAAAUCUGAAAUAGAAAUAAAACUCUGGAAUUACAUAGUACUUGGUGGCCUCAUUCAGAUCCUAACUCAUGUGCAUUUUGUAGUUUGAAUUAGACUUUCAAGAUUGUCCCAUUCUAGAAUGAUUGGGGUUAUUGAAAAUAAACUAGCUUCCUUCAAAGCUACAUUUGUAAUCAUAUUAUUUUGAUCCACAAAUAGGGUUUUCCUGAUCUCAGAUGAGAGAUUUUCUCAUUGUGUUAACAUGCCAUUUUUCAGAUUAAUCAUUCAGUUGAGGCCCUAUCUGUACGAGAGCAUACAACAGACUUUGCCUCUUUUUGGAGAUAAACAGGGUGAUUUUCCUCAGAAACCUGGCCCAAUAUUUGUUUGGUUAAUCCCAACAAAACUAAAUAGUCAGAAGCAAAGGUAUUUUGGUGCUAAUAGGAACAUAGAAAUUAGGAACAGAAGUAGGCAAUUCCUUCAAACCCGCUCUGUCAUUUAACAUGUUCGUGGCUGAUCUUAUCCUGGUCUCAACGCCAGUUUCCUGCCUGCUGCCCAUAGUUCUUUAUCCUGCUUUUCAUCAGAAACGUGCCUAUUUCUUUCUUGAAGUUGUUGAUUGAUUCUGCCUUCAUUGCACUCUGGGGCAGUGAGUUCCACAAGGUUUCAGAUUCAAAUCCAAUCCAGGGACUUGAGUAUAGAAAUCAAAGCUGAUCCCUUGAGUGCAGUCAAAAGAGAAAAUGC
Molecule: messenger RNA, 5788 nt
Organism: Chiloscyllium plagiosum (whitespotted bambooshark)
Lineage: Eukaryota; Metazoa; Chordata; Chondrichthyes; Orectolobiformes; Hemiscylliidae
Product: calcium-responsive transcription factor-like
Biological process (GO): regulation of transcription by RNA polymerase II
Cellular component (GO): nucleus
Molecular function (GO): RNA polymerase II cis-regulatory region sequence-specific DNA binding; DNA-binding transcription factor activity, RNA polymerase II-specific
Source: RefSeq, a predicted model, not a curated record